This is a messenger RNA of Punica granatum (pomegranate), 1806 nucleotides long. NCBI's taxonomy places the organism in Eukaryota, Viridiplantae, Streptophyta, Magnoliopsida, Myrtales, Lythraceae. The record is from RefSeq and is a predicted model, not a curated record.
AUGGCUUCUGCAAGUAGAUUUGGGAGUGUAUCGGGUCGUAAUACCAGGGCAGUAGCCAAAUCUUGGAAAAAUGCAACUGGAGUUAGAGAUGAUCCAGCAUGGGCACACGAUUAUGAAGUUCUAGGAGAGAGGCUGAAGAUUAAAUGUAAAUAUUGUGACAAGAUAGUUUCUGGAGGUCCCUAUAGGUUGAAGCAUCACUUGGGAUGUACCAAGAUUAACGUGACACCUUGUCCAGUUGUUCCUAAUGAUGUUAAGAAUAAUAUGUGCACUAUUUCUAUGCGUUUAGAGGAUCUUUCAGCAAAGAAAAAACAAGCUAGUAGUUGUGGUUUAGAAGGUGAUGAUGUUGUAGAUGUUGAUAAUGAUGAUGAAGAUGAAGGGGUUGAUACAAAGGGAAAGGGAAAUGAAACAAUUAAAAUUUCUAGUUUCUUUAAUAAGAGAAGUUUGGACAUUCAAAGUAAGCAAAAACAACUAACAAUUAAUCAGAUGAUGAAGAAAGAUUUGAGAGAGGAUGUUUGCAUGCAAAUUGCUCGUUUUUUCUAUACAAGUGCAAUACCAUUUAAUUGUGUCAAGAAUCCUGAGUUUGAGAAGAUGUGUCAUUUGAUUGGGAAGUAUGGUAUUGGAUUGAAACCGCCGUCUUAUCAUGAGAUUAGUAAUAAAUAUUUGAGAAAAGAGGUUGAUAAUACUAUGUCAUUGCUUGAGGAGCAUAAAGUUAUGUGGAGAAAGUCGAUGAGUUCUAUAAUGUUAGAUGGUUGGACUGAUAAGAAGAAGAGAUCCAUAUGCAAUUUCCUAGUGAAUAGCCCUAAGGGAACAAUUUUUUUGACUUCCAAUGACACAUCAGACAUCUCCAAGACUGCAGUGAAAGUAUUUGAGAUGAUAGAUGAUAUAGUGGAGCAAGUUGGGGAAGAGAACGUAGUUCAAAUUGUCACGGAUAAUGCUGUCAAUUACAAUGCGGCAUGUGAGAUGUUAAUGGAGAAACGAAAUAAGUUAUUUUGGACUUCUUGUGUAGCUCAUUGCAUAGAUCUUAUGUUAAAAGAUUUGGAGAAGAAGAUUAAGGUACAUGAGCUGAUGAUAAUGAAGGGUAGGAAGAUUACAACUUUCAUUUACUCGAGAACACUCCUCAUCACGAUGCUGAAGUAUUUCACCAAGGGCAAAGAUUUGAUUAAACCGGCUAUGACUCGCUUUGCCACUGCUUAUUUGACUUUGGGAUGCCUUUUCGACAAUAGAAAUGCUCUAAGGACUAUGUUUGCAUCCAAGCAAUGGAAAGUGAGUCGAUUUGCGAAGUUAGAAGGUGGAAAGUAUGCAGAACGUGUUAUUAUGGAUAACAAAGUUUGGAGUAAUGUUAAUACAUAUUUGAAGGCUACAUAUCCUCUCAUUAAGGUCCUUCGCAUGGUGGAUUCGGAUGAAAAGCCUGCGAUGGGCUUUAUUUAUAGUGAGAUGGAGAAAGCUAAGCAGAAGAUCAAAACAAACUUCAAGGAUGAUCGGAAGAGUUAUGAUCCUAUUUGGAAGUUGAAAGAUAAGAAGAUCAGGAAGCAAGUUGAUCUUCAAGUGGAGGACAUUUCUUCCGAUGAUGAAUGGAUUGUCGAAAAUGAGACAGAGAAUAUCGCAACUUUAAGCCAUAAUUUUAACUUGCGUUCUCUUGGUCGUGGGGAUGAUGGUGAUGAAGAAAGUGGAGGUAUUCAAAUUGGCGCUGAACAUGCAAAAAAUAUGCGCACACAAGAGCAUGGCACAAUUGAUGACUUGGAGCUUUAUGAAGAAGAUGAGUUUGAUAUUUUGUAUGAUGAUGAUGAAUAUUUGGAUGAGAUUUGA